UUCAUCUCAAUCAUAAACUUUUUAAAAUAUAUCUUACUGAAGGUUGGGGGUUGAUAGCUAUCUCGUUUACCAAAACUGCCUUUAAUCUUUAGGCCAUCCCGACGGUUACAUCAAAAAUUAUUUUGCCAUGUGGCAGUGGAAACGUAAGGCAAUAAUGUAUGCAGCACGUGAACAAAUGAGCUCCCUCAAUAAUUUCCAGCUGCAAUUAUCAUGUUAAGUCCUAUGUAACUUUUAGUAUACUAGUAAAAUAGAAUAAAACAUGAUACGUUUAGCUUUUUAGUUUCGGUUCAAGCUAUUUUGCCCGAGGAGGCUGCGGGUGGUGAAAUCUCGCGCGAUUGAAAAGGUCAGAAGUAAAUGGAUUUAUUGCGUAAUGUUUACUUCUUGGAAAAAAUAAAAUUUAAAAGGAAGUACCUAAAGCAACAUCAUAACAAAGAGCAACUUGUUUAAGAUAGGAUUUAAAUAUUGAUCUAUUUCUUAGCUUGUUUAUGAUAAAUGAUACCAUUUAUGAAAAGUGUAUUAUCAAUUUGAAAUAAACGAUCUAUGUAAACUGAUUGAAUUUUUGAUACAGCUGUUCAAAAACAGUUAUCUCUGUUUGUCUUUUGCUGCCUGACCUUGACCUGCGUCCUUGACCUGUUUUUCCUUCAGUCUCUGGGUAGUAACUUAAAUUUUUUCAUGAUUUCUCUCUGUUGGUAAUCAAGCAACAUAAAAGCAAUCAAGUGGAUAUUAGCAAUUUUACUACCAUCCAGUGAUUGAUUUAAAUAUAUAAAAUAUAUAAAAAUUACAAAAAUCAUAUAGAGUGAAUGAUAAGCACCAGUGAGGUAGAAUAUGUUUUUUUGGCUGUAAACACCUUCAACCACCUUAUACGUAUAUAUAUGAAGUUAGCAUAAGUAAGUUGUGACAAUAAAUUUGCAUCCUCAUCUCAGCUUUUUAAAAAAGAGUCUAGCAGUUAUAAUACCCAAAAAAUCAUGGUACACUUGCAAGUUUUGCACCCCUCCUCCUUCUAACCAUCUUUAAACAUGAAUUUCAGAGCUUUGAUGUUUUCCUAUACCUACUGGUUGUUUAUUUUAUCUAGUAAUCUCUUUAAGUACAUAACUUUGUGUAAGACUAGCUGUUAUAAAAUGAUAUUGUUAAACAAGUAGUUUUAUUUGAAAUAAUCUAUUGGAACAAAACAAUUUUAUGAUACUGAAUGUAUUAUGUCAAUAUUAAGUCACUAUCGAAGCAAGUGUUAGUCCCAUAUACAAUUAUCAUUACUAAAACAAAGCCAUUGCACUUUUUCAGCCAAUAACUGUAACCUAUGGGUCCAACUUCAUUGUCAACUGCUGUCUAUCUUUGAAUUAGAUACCACUUCUACUUUGUGCAAUGAACAGCUGUCUUCUUGAGUAACCAUAAAGCCCUUUGGUUGAUUGGACCUAAUCCUUUGGAAUAGACAUUAAGCCAAAAGAUGCUUAUCCCAUACGUUGAUUAAUUGUGGAGGAAGGACAUGGUCUUUUUUACAAGUAUUUCGCCUGUCAGCUGAGGGGUCAAUGAAGGCUCAAUAGAUGCAAAAUGGAUACCAAACGACCCACUACUUUAAGAAUAGAAUGGUUCCUUGGAAAUUUAGUUGAGUUGGUGUUUCUUUUGUGUUGAGAAAGGGGGGAUUGUUAAAAGGACCAAGAGCCUAUGCUAAAAGACCACAGUUAAUAUUGCAGUUUGAAGGGCUAUAAGGUUUACAGUAUUCUAAGUUGAAAAAUGGCUCAGUUCAUGCGUACCUUUUAGGAAUUUUUUGGGGCCCAAACCUACUUAGACCAUCUGGUGUUCUAGCCCUUGGCCAAAUUAUUUCCCUGGUUGGGUAUGAUGGUGCCCACAUAAGAUUUAUUCAUUUUAGUAGCUAGACUGUAAAAGAAUAUAACAAAAUAAACAAGCAAACAACAAACAAAUAAAACAAACACCAACAUUUCCUUUACGUGAUUUUUGCAGCAUUAUCAUGUGAUACGAAUAAAUGUUUAAAGAUGAUAUCUUGGGAUCACAUUUACUGUGUGUUCGAAAUUUAAUUUCCCUUGAUUUUCAGUCUGAAUAAGAACUAAUUCCUCAAAUAGCUAUCUGUUGAGGGAAAUUCCUCAAAUAGCUAUCUGUUGAGAGAAAUUCCUCAAAUAGCUAUCUGUGUACAAACUUUACAUACUGCUUGCGUACAUAAGUCUUAAAGAAAAGUGGAAUGUGGAGGAAUGGUGAGUUCCAUUGGGGGUGGGUAGUAUAAAGUUUUUUUCAAAAUCUUUUGUUAUGGGUGUUAAAUUUUCCCUUGGCCCCCUCACUUUUCAACCUUUAUCGGAGCCCAUGACAUGCAGUUGACAAUUAGACCUUCAGAUAUGGCCCUUUUCCCAUUACAACGAUAAAAAGACAUGUGAAAAGGUGAAAGAACUUUUUGGGACUUAUUGGAGGAUGAAAGUGCCACAGUUCCCCAUUCUUUCAGUGUUCUAUAUUGACAUCUCAAAGGCAAAAACUGAUGAAGCAUACCAUGUAUUUUCCAUUAUCAUUUCUAAUAAGUUCUAAACUGAGUUCUCUCACGUAGAUCCUCGAUGUCAUGAGAAAUGUUGACCGAGCCAAAGAGAAAUGCUGGAUCUGUUUAAGUCCUAACUUUGGUUUUGAAAAAAUAUCUAAAUAAUGACACAAGUGCAUUUCUCAAGCUCCAGCUUGCAUGGAGCAUUUUUAAGGACUUCAGGUUUGACGAGCUAACGAUCAAAAGGGCAAAUAAAGUCGUAUAAUGUUUUUUAUGGAACUCUUGGACGCAGUCUCUUUGAUUUUGGUAGUGAACAGCCAAAAAAUGAAAUGGUAGGCGGCAAAGAUAUAAGAUUUAUAACUCGAUAGUUUGACUGAUAAGAACUUGGUAUACCUCAAGUUCUACCUUGAUGGACUCUGUCUGAUGAAUUUAGAUAAGCGGCUUAUACCUAAAAUUCUUUAUCACUUGUAACAUUGUAGCCGUUGUUACUAUAAACACUGAAUAAUGAAAGAGGGCGUCACUCCUACUAAUCAGGGUGAUCUGUUACCAUGGUAAAAAGCUGACAUGGAAAAAGCAUUUGCUUGUCUCGUCAUCAGCCCAUUCCAGACUCUAAACUGGCACACAAGGCUUUGACCUAGCUCUAAUACAUUUCUCGUUUACCUAUGCAUCGGGGUUUAAGCUAAGGACCGCCCCAAACAAUUCCUAUACAGUGAAACGUUAUUUUAAAGGAUUUUCCACAACUUUGACACAUUAAUAUUUUUAUUAAGCAGCUGUUUGCUUGUGAUUUUCAAUCGCUACCCCUUUGUUCCUGUUGGUUUUUGGUUGCUAGCACCACAGGCCCUAAGGAUAAGCCGCCGUGCUGCGUCGUUUAAACCUCCUCUAAGUCGCGCUACCCAACUGAGUCAAACAGUCAAACGUUACGAUAGAUAGCUGUUUGCAAACCAAUUUCUUUAAAGAUCUGCAAAGACAGGAGUUAUUGCAAUGGAUAGCAGACCUAUAAUAUGUAUUACUUCAGACAAGAGCACGCCGUCUUUGAACAAAAAGCGAUCGAAGAUUCCCAUAAACAAUAGCAAAAUAGAAAAUGAUGCAAGCCAAAAUGAAAGUAAAAUCAAUUUAGCGUCAGUUCUUGAAUCUGCACUCGUGUCUAAUGAGGAGUUCGACGCAUGGCUGACAAAGAGUGAAGCCAUGCUUGGAGAUGAAGUCUCUAGCUUUGCAAUUUUCGACCUUCAAGUUAUAAUGGAUAGAAGAAAAGAACUUGAGGAGUUGUAUGAGGAGAUAGAAAAACACGAACCAAAGAAUAUGAUUUUAGCGGAAUGCCUGCAGAAAUUUUGUCAGAUGAUUCCACCGUCAGAGGAGAGGGUUGAAAAGAAGGCAAUGAUUCGUGAUACGAGAUCACGUUUAAUGAAACUGAGGUUAAAGGCCGUGGAGCAACGAGAAAUUUUUCGAACUGUCGUACCCCUGUUGUGUCAUUACAAUGAGAAUUCAGUGAAGAUACAGCCAUGGCUUGACGAAGCAGAGUCAAGGUCAUCGCCAUUUCUUGAGAAAUAUGGCGACGACGUUGUUUUGUUAGAAAGUGCCGAUGCAAUAGAGUCGCUGCUACGAGACCUCUUAGAGCAGAAGCCAACAUACGAAGCGUGUCUGACGUAUGGUGAACUGGCUUUGCACACGACAGGGAAACCGUUUGUAGGACUUAAGGAUGAUCUUGAAAAAACAAUCGAGAGAUGGGAUACGCUGUGUGUCAAGUUAGAGAAAUGUUUAAAUAGGCUUGAUGUAGCAAGGAAAAUUGACGAGCAAAAUCAAAAGAAUGAAGCAGAAAGAAUUGACAGACAGAUUCGCAGAGAAGCUCACAAAUGCAAUUGUCAUAAACCUUUUCAAAUCGUGCGUGUGUCUGAAGGAAAAUACACGUUUGGAAAUUCAAAGAUAAUUCGUCUUGUGAGAAUUCAUGGUUCUAGCAUUGUUGUUCGAGUUGGAGGAGGUUGGGAAUUCUUGUACGAGUUUCUGAUGAGAUGUGACCCUUGUAGAGCCAAAGAAUACUUUGAAGACGGCGUGGAAACGUUGAAGAAACUUGGAUUGAAGCCAAUUGAUGAGCGUAGGCACUCAUUUGCGUUUGAAUCAAGAAGGGUUUACCAUGCUGGGAUAUCUUCGUUAGCAAGAGGACAUUCGUUUCACAAAUUAGCUAACAAUGGAUGCGAAGGGGAUCAUGAAUGUGGUAGCCUCGGUUCUAGUUUUGAUAGCCUCGAUGGCGCGUCCUCUACCAGCGAUGCUGGACAUACCUGCAAUACAAGAACCCCUGAUCUGAAAGGAAGCCACAAGGAGCAGCUGCGAAGAAAAAUCUCUGGUACAAAAGUUUCAAGGACAGCUGAAAAACCAAAGGGUUCUCCGGCGGUAACUUUAAGACCGAAAAGCUCUACACCAACAUGUACAGGAAGGCCAGUGCGCAAAAGCCUAGUUGAAAGGCAAGGUGAUUUUUCCGAGAGAAUGAAAUUGGCGAAUGUCCAAAGAAAACUAAUGGAAUCGAGUAAUUUUUCAUAAUUUAUUACAAAUUUGCUUAUAGUCUGUGUAUAGCUUUAUAGAUUGAAAAAAGUGUGCUGAAAUUUCGAAUACAUUGUUAGAAAUAAGGAAAUGUGGAUAUCCUAGGCUUACAAAAUAUGGUAUCUGGGAAAAAAGAACCCUGUUUGAUAUCCCCUAUUCUAACAUAUGGCAUCUCAGCUGCCAUUCAAGAAUGCAUUUUUAGGAAUUUCGUUUCUCUCUUUUUGUACCCUUUGUGAUAGGCUAUCUGUCUGUCAUUCUCUUUGGCUACAUUUUAAAGGUCAUCCGAUCUUUCCUGCCGUAAAUUUCAUUAUCAUGUGCUCAAUUUCUUAUGCAACCAGUAUACGCUGUGUUUGAGUGAAAAGCCCUAAACUUUAGCUUACAGCACAGUUAUCAUGUUGAGAUAUUUUGCUGUGAUUUUCUUGCGUUUAUGGAUUGUAUUUUACAUUGUAUUAUACUUAAUAGUUUCAUAAAAAAUUCAAAGUAAAGUUAAAGUUUUAGAUAGGCAUUCAAGUUGUUCAUUUUUCUAUUCCGUAAAAGUUUUGUUGUUCCUUAUUGUGUUUUAUGUAAGAGUUAUUUUACUCUUUAUUUUAAUGGUCUUGCAUCUUAUUAAGAAACUUGUUUCAAGGGUAAGGAUAACAAUAUUUCCACAUGAAAUAACAAACAAACAACAGUAAAUAUUUUAUUAUUUUUUAUUUCAAUUUGGCCGUUAUCCUAAUGCGAUAAAUACAUUGUGUUACAAAAUUUGUUAAGAUUAAUAAUUAUUUGAGUCUCCCGGAGAACAUAGUUAUUUUAAUUACUUUAGUAAUGUGUAAGUAUGGUAUCUUUGUUUAAAAGAACAUACUCUAAUAGAUGCUUGGUGUUUUGGAAGUUGCUUGGUGUGUUCUGUUUCAUUCUAAUACACGUAAAGUCUAAAGUAAUUGUUACUGAGUUGUAACUUGUCGAUUCCGUAGUUUUUAAUACUUCUUGACGUAUGAUUGGUUAGCAUUUAGUUUACGUAUAUCUUCCACUAUUUCAGAAAUACGUUAGAAUAUUUGAAAAAUCUUAUAUUUUUCAUUAUUGAAUUGACACCAAUACAUUCAUUAUUUGAUAUUCAAUUAAUUGUUAUUAUUUCAAUAAUUUAAUAGAAUUCAAGAUUAUUAUUUAUUAUAGCUGUAAAAUUAUCUUUAGAAAUUCGGAGGAAAUCUUUA
Rhopilema esculentum is the source of this 6192-nucleotide messenger RNA. RefSeq lists its product as uncharacterized. The record is from RefSeq and is a predicted model, not a curated record. Lineage: Eukaryota; Metazoa; Cnidaria; Scyphozoa; Rhizostomeae; Rhizostomatidae. Gene Ontology annotation, cellular component: actin filament. Gene Ontology annotation, biological process: actin crosslink formation. Gene Ontology annotation, molecular function: microtubule binding; cytoskeletal adaptor activity; actin filament binding.